ACACAUUCAUUUCCCAUCCCCCUCAACCCCAAGAACCACCGCACCUCCUCCGCCCCGCUCCCUCCAACCAAACCCCCAUCCCCACCGCUCUCUCCUCCCCGCCGCGAGCUAGAGAUCAGCCGCGGCGCGUGCGAGCCGAGAGAGGAGGGUGCACUGCGGGAUUGGUUGCGCGGUCACCUCCGGCGGUCGCCAUCGGCGCCCUUUUCCGCCCAUCUCUUUUGGCGUCCAACUCCCGGCCCGGCCCCGCCUCUUGCUUUCCCACAUCCCCGCUUCAAUGAUGAUGGGGCGGUGGCGGUGGUGGGUUUGGUCCUGAAGCCCCAUCCGUCCAUCCCCAGGUCCCAAUCCACCAGCUGCUCCUUUCCCCCCCUCCCUCCCUCCCUCCCCGCUUCUCUUUUCAGCUAAGGUUGGACGGACGGCAGGCUCUCUUUCCUUUCCUUGCUGGGGAUUGGGAGGCCUCGAGUCGAAGCCACCUCCCCCGUCCACAUCCCCGCGCCUGCCUCCCUCCCUCUGCAAUUGGCUCGAUUUGGGCGGUUUUCUUGGUCUCUUGGUUGGAGUCUAGGGCCAGCGCCACCACCAACCUGCGCGUCUCGUGUGAAAUUCGUGUUCUUGGCUCUGCUUCUGCUGGGUUGAGUUCUUGGUUUGCUUCCGGCGAAUUGGUUGCCUUCGAGUGAGGGAGGGGAUUUUUCUGGAGGUUGUUGUCCUCAUGAGGACGGACGUGAGGAGGGGCGCGGCGGCGACGGGGAUGGACCAGUUCCCUGUCGGCAUGCGGGUCCUCGCCGUGGACGACGACCCGGUCUGCCUCAAGGUGCUCGAGACCCUCCUGCGGCGCUGCCAGUAUCACGUGACGGCGACGAAUCAGGCUGUUAUCGCGCUGAGGAUGCUGCGGGAAAACAGGGACAUGUUUGAUCUGGUUAUCAGUGAUGUGCACAUGCCAGACAUGGAUGGCUUUAAGCUUCUUGAGCUUGUGGGGCUUGAAAUGGACCUCCCUGUCAUCAUGUUAUCUGUGAAUGGAGAGACAAAAACUGUAAUGAAGGGGAUAACCCAUGGUGCCUGCGACUAUCUCCUAAAACCUGUUCGCAUUGAAGAGCUUAGGAACAUCUGGCAGCAUGUUGUUAGGAGGAAAUUCAGUACUCGUGACUCUGUUAAUCUUGAUACCUAUGAAGAGUGCAAUAAGCCACCAAGUGCGGACUCUGACUAUGUGUUCGGCCAAGUUACAUGUGGGUCACCCGACCAAAGUGGGAGGCCCAGCAAGAAGAGGAAGGAAUACCAUAGUGAGGAGGAAGAUGAAGACGAGGAUAGCAGUGGCCAAGACAAUGAUGACCCUUCGGCCCCAAAGAGGCCAAGAGUUGUUUGGUCAGUUGAACUGCAUAGAAAAUUUGUUGCUGCAGUCAACCAUCUUGGAAUUGACAAAGCUGUGCCAAAAAGGAUACUCGAGCUUAUGAAUGUUGAGAAACUCACUAGGGAAAAUGUUGCAAGUCACCUACAGAAAUAUAGGCUUUAUCUCCGACGGUUAAGUGCUGUGGCAUCACAACAAGCUGGCAUCGUUGCUGCCUUGGGAGGCAGAGACCCCUUUCUGCGCAUGGAUGCAUUCGAAGGACUCCAGGGUUAUCAAGCUUUCACCUCUCCCGCAGCGCUAUCAACUUUCAGUGCACAUGGAUUGCUAAAUAGUCCUAGAAACAACCAAACAGCGGUUGUGAUUCAGGGGGUGGCCACUUCCAGGUCAAUUCCGACUGGAAGUAGCAGUUGCACAACAAAUCCUUUGAUUGGUGAUGCAGCUAAGUAUCAUCUUAGCCUACCAGGAAACCAGCAUGGGAACUUGGGACAAGGUUUGGCGACAUCUCUUGGGCAAGCCCAAUUACAACAAAAGUGGAUGAAUGAGGGCAGCGGUGAUCUGUCCACCAUCCUUUCUGGGAAUAGCCGGGCUAAUGGCAUGCCUCGCAUGCUCCCAAGUGUCACAAGCAGUCCAUUACUGCCUCCAGAUCUUGUGGAGUGCACACAGGCCAAAGUAGCCAUCCAGCCAUCAGUUCGAGCUCCCUCUGCAAGUGUAGAACUUCUCGAAGGUGCCAUUGGAGCCUCUUCUGGUCCAUUGGAGUCUCGUGUAUCCCAGCAGAGCGCUCUUCCUUCAUCUGGAUUUUCUGCAAACAUGUUGCCUGUGCAUGGUUCAUUCAACAAUAAUGGUGCUUCAUUCAGCAGCAAUGGUGCAACCAGAUUGGGUGAUGCAUUCUCAGCAAGUUUUCGUCCAACAAAUGACCUCACGGUCGCAAGAGGUACCAAAGUGGGAGCUGGCUCCUUUGGUGGCACGAUACAUUUGUCUCCAGAUACCGAGCAGAAGUACUUGAGCUUUGGAAGUUCAGAUAGUCUACUUGAUCCGAAGCUUGUAUGGAGUUCCUCUCAGCUGCCAAGCAAUAUUGGUGCUCAUUAUCAUUCCAUGAGCCAAAGGUCGAAUAAUUGCAGCAUUGACAGCAGCCAUGGUGGCAGAAUGUUUGGACAGACAAGUGCGAGCGCCUCGACAGCUGCUCCACAAACUAAGUUUGACAUCCUCUUCUCAGGAGACACUUCGAUGGCAAGGAAUGCGUCUGAAUCAGGCCCUCAAAGGCUGCAGAGCGAGCUCAGCUCCAGCACCUGCAGCUUCGACGGUCUUCUCAAUUCCAUGAUCAAAGUGGAGAAGGACGACGCUGCCUUCGGCGACGAUCUGGGGUGCGACUUCUACUCGCUCGGGGCUUGCAUAUGACAAGAGGCCGCCACCCGUGUAUCCACGUCACUCUGCAUCCUGUGUAUACGCAUGUUCCCCCGACCUUUUGUGUAUGGUAUGCCGUGUAGUGUAGCUAGUGUUGCUGAUCUUUAGUAUGCCUAGUGCUGGGCUGUAUGUGUAUGUAUUGUAGUAGCAGUAGCAGCUGUUGGAGAAACAAGCAGGAUGAUGGGUUGAUUGCUAACCUGAGCAGCUAGAGACGCUGGUGGUUUGAUUGUAAGCUUUAUACAGGUGAGUAAUCUAUGAUGGGCCUCGACCUGGAAUUUGUA
Aegilops tauschii subsp. strangulata is the source of this 3018-nucleotide messenger RNA. RefSeq names its product two-component response regulator ORR23. Gene Ontology annotation, molecular function: DNA-binding transcription factor activity; DNA binding. Gene Ontology annotation, biological process: cytokinin-activated signaling pathway; phosphorelay signal transduction system. Lineage: Eukaryota; Viridiplantae; Streptophyta; Magnoliopsida; Poales; Poaceae. The record is from RefSeq and is a predicted model, not a curated record.